Gymnogyps californianus (California condor) is the source of this 2586-nucleotide messenger RNA. RefSeq names its product Janus kinase and microtubule interacting protein 3 (gene JAKMIP3). Bases 1 to 2586 code for a protein of 861 amino acids. The record is from RefSeq and is a predicted model, not a curated record. The transcript has 21 exons. NCBI's taxonomy places the organism in Eukaryota, Metazoa, Chordata, Aves, Accipitriformes, Cathartidae. Gene Ontology annotation, molecular function: microtubule binding; kinase binding.
AUGUCCAAGAAGGGUGCCAGCAGCCGAGCUAGAGGGGAGAAGCCGGACGCCUUGGCCGCCUUGCAGGCUGCCAAUGAAGAGCUCAGGGCCAAGCUCACUGACAUCCAGAUAGAGCUCCAGCAAGAAAAGAGUAAGGUCAGCAAGUUGGAAAGAGAGAAAAAUCAGGAAGUUAAGCAGAUCAAAGAGCACGAACAGCAUAAAAGUACAGUGGUGGUAACGGAGCUCAAAGUCAAACUUCAUGAAGAGAAAAUGAAGGAGCUCCAAGCUGUUCGAGAAGCACUUUUGAGACAGCAUGAAGCUGAACUACUUAGAGUAAUAAAAAUUAAAGAUAAUGAAAUCCAGAGACUACAGACCCUUCUCAAUGCUGUACGCGAUGGGGCUCCUGACAAGGUGAAAACGGUGCUGCUCACGGAGGCGAAGGAGGAGGCCAAGAAGGGGUUUGAAGUUGAGAAAAUAAAAAUGCAGCAAGAAAUUUCAGAGCUGAAGGGGGCUAAGAAACAAGUGGAAGAGGCUUUAACUAUGGUCAUCCAAGCUGACAAAAUUAAAGCAGCAGAGAUAAGGAGUGUGUAUCACCUGCAUCAAGAGGAAAUCAGCAGAAUUAAGAGGGAGUGUGAGAGAGAAAUUCGUAGACUGAUGGAGGAGAUUAAGUUUAAAGACAGAGCAGUCUACGUGCUGGAGAGAGAGUUAGGGGUUCAAGCCGGGCAUGCUCAGAGACUGCAGCUCCAAAAGGAGGCUUUAGAUGAACAACUUUCCCAGAUCAAAGAGUCUGAUCGGCAUCUGAGCAGCCCCAAGCGGGAACUUCCUUAUGCAAGUGGUGCAGGAGACGCUUCAGAUCAUUCGGGAAGCCCCCAGUUGGAUGAAAAGGAUGCCCGGCGUUUCCAACUUAAAAUCGCUGAGCUGAGUGCCAUCAUCAGGAAGCUGGAGGACCGGAACGCUCUGCUGUCGGAGGAGAGAAAUGAGCUGUUAAAACGUCUUAGAGAAGCUGAAAGUCAGUAUAAGCCCAUUUUGGACAAAAAUAAACGCCUUAGUAGGAAGAAUGAAGAAUUGUCACAUGCCUUACGUCGAAUGGAAAAUAAAUUAAAAUUUGUAACGCAAGAAAAUAUAGCAAUGAGGCAAAGAGCUGGCACAAUAAGGAGACCGAGCUCUUUAAAUGACCUUGACCACAGCCAGGAAGAAAGAGAAGUUGAUUUCCUGAGACUACAAGUUAUUGAACAGCAAAAUAUCAUUGAUGAACUCUCCAAGACACUAGAAACUGCUGGCUAUGUGAAGAGUGUCAUGGAACGUGAUAAGCUGUUAAGGUAUAGGAAGCAAAGGAAAAAAAUGACAAGAAUUCCUAAGAAGCCGGUUGUGGAGACGUUUUUCGGCUACGAUGAAGAAGCUUCCUUGGAGUCUGAUGGUUCCUCUAUCUCGUAUCAAACGGACCGGACAGAUCAAACCCCUUGCACUCCUGAAGAUGACUUGGAAGAGGGCAUGGCCAAGGAAGAGACAGAACUGCGGUUUCGGCAGCUGACGAUGGAGUACCAGGCUCUGCAACGAGCAUACGCCCUAUUGCAAGAACAGGUCGGAGGAACAUUGGAUGCAGAACGAGAAGUUAAGACACGUGAGCAGCUCCAAGCAGAAAUACACCGAUCUCAGGCUCAGAUAGAAGACCUGGAGAAGGCCCUCGCUGAGCAGGGGCAGGACAUGAAGUGGAUUGAGGAGAAGCAAGCAUUGUAUAGAAGAAAUCAAGAACUGGUAGAAAAGAUAAAACAAAUGGAAGCCGAGGAGGCUCGCUUAAAACAUGAUGUCCAGGACGUGAAGGAUCAAAACGAGCUCCUGGAGUUCAGGAUCUUGGAGCUUGAAGAGAGAGAAAGACGAUCGCCUGCCAUCAACUUCCAUCACGGUCCUUUUACAGAGGGGAAAAGCCCUCUCCAAGUCUACUGCGAGGCAGAAGGUGUAACAGACAUAGUAGUAGCAGAGCUGAUGAAAAAAUUGGACAUUUUAGGGGAUAACGCCAAUCUGACCAACGAAGAGCAAGUAGUUGUCAUACAAGCAAGGACAGUUCUCACAUUGGCUGAAAAGGUAAUAACAACUGCAUCAUUCGUCAGCUUAAGCACCUGCUCUCUGUUUUGUGCACAGUGGCUACAGCAGAUAGAAGUGACGGAGUCUGCACUGCAGCAGAAGAUGCUGGACCUUGAGAAUGAAAAGGAGCUGUUCAGCAAGCAAAAGGGCUACCUGGAUGAUGAGCUCGACUUCAGGAAACAGUCCUUGGACCAGGCUCACAAGCAAAUUCUGGAAUUAGAAGCCAUGCUCUAUGAUGCCCUGCAGCAAGAAGCUGGAGCCAAAAUUUCCGAACUUCUUUCAGAAGAGGAGAAAGAGAAACUGAAGAGCGCCGUAGAGCAAUGGAAGCGGCAGGUCAUGAGCGAGCUCCGGGAGAGGGACGCCCAAAUCCUGCGAGAAAGGAUGGAGCUCAUUCAACACGCACAGCAGAGAAUUAAAGAGCUAGAAGAAAGAAUUGAAGGCCAAAAAAGACAAAUAAAAGAGUUAGAGGAAAAGUUUUUAUUUUUGUUUUUAUUUUUCUCUUUAGCUUUCAUUCUUUGGUCAUAG